This is a messenger RNA of Neodiprion fabricii, 2584 nucleotides long. Its product is annotated as protein IMPACT-A-like. Gene Ontology annotation, molecular function: protein binding. The record is from RefSeq and is a predicted model, not a curated record. The coding region runs from base 112 to 939 and encodes 275 amino acids. Gene Ontology annotation, biological process: regulation of translational initiation. Lineage: Eukaryota; Metazoa; Arthropoda; Insecta; Hymenoptera; Diprionidae. The transcript has 5 exons. Gene Ontology annotation, cellular component: cytoplasm.
AUUGGUUCGUCGAAAAAGCUGCGUUGUAGCCGUUGUAGCCAUGCUCUAGUCUCUAGUGCAGCUGACUCCUUUUUGUAACCUUGUCAACCUGCUGUCACGAUAAAUGCAGAAAUGGACGAUUUAUCUCUACAGGUUGAUGAAAUUGAGGCACUCGUCGCCAUAUACGACAAAGAAUGGCAGACUACUGACGAAGAGAACAGAGCAUACUGUAUCAACAUUAGAAAUGGAGACAGUAUGGUGAGGCUCUAUAUAAAGUUGCCUAGUAAUUACCCAUCCUCCGUUUCACCAACUUACGAAAUCUCUGCUCCACACCUCAGUGAGUCUCAAAAGAAUCACAUUCAUCGCCUCUUGGACGAGGUAUGCUUAACAAAUCUCGGGCAAAAUGUAAUAUUUCAACUGGUUGAAAAAGUUCGAGAAGUUUUGCAGUUUAAUUUCCAAGGCUCAGCUUGGUCGGAGCUUGAAAGCUGGCCAGAAUCUGAAGAAAUCAACAUAGUUGAACCAGAAAAAAUGAGACCGAAUAAUGCGGAAUAUCAAUGUCCAGAUAUUCUACACGGAGGUGUUAUUAUGGACAGAAAAAGUUCUUUUCAAGGACAUGCAGCAAUUGUUCACUCAGUAAAACAAGUCGAACAGGUAAUACACAAACUACUUGAAGCUAAGAAAAUACAACAAGCGACGCAUAACGUGUAUGCCUACAGAAUUUAUCGACAGGAUGUAAAUUGUUUUCUUCAGGACUGUGAGGAUGACGGGGAAACACAAGCCGGAAGUAGACUACUGCAUUUGCUACAGGUCAUGGGUGUAAAAGAUGUGGUCGUUAUCGUGUCACGGUGGUACGGUGGCAUACAACUUGGACCAGAUCGCUUUCGCCACAUCAAUAAUGCUGCCAGGCAAGUUCUUGCGACUGGCAAUUUAAUACCAGACAAAGCUAGAAAGAAAGCGUAGCAGGCAUAUGUUUUUUCAUUGAGUAUUACAUCCAUGUUGUACAUGUUAUAAGAAUAAUACUUACAGUUGAUAUUAUUUCCUGCAAAUAUGUAAAUAGAUAUCCAUACUCAUAAUAUACGUCUUGAACUUACACAGCAUUCCUAUAUUUUUUUAUUGAUUAAUCGUCCUGCUCAUAUUCAACGACAAUUUUAACCAUGUUUCAACGACUUGUGAAGUAAUAAUGAUCAAUGAAACUGUCAUUUUGAACUAUCUUUGUGGACAUUUUUCUUGAGAAUCAAGCAAUGGAUGACAGAACAUUUGAAAAUUAUAAGGCUGAAUUAUAGUAGCCUGUGAUACCCUGACUACUACCAGAUUGCUUGAAUUAAAAAAAAAAUUGAUAACUUAUGUGAUGUUUUCAAGGUUUAAUUAUUUAUAUUGGUACGCAACCUUUUAGGGAAAAAACCCUGUUGCACAUCGUGGAUUGUGCGGUAUGGUUUGAAACGUUGACGAAAAAGUACAUCAAAGAUGGUCACUUUUUAAUAAACCUGUGUGAAACUGUAGUGACAGUCCAUAUAAAAUUCCUUUAUUCCAUUUUACCUAUCAUAGACAAGCCUCUAAGGUUCAAUCUUGGGUUUAAUUCUUCCGUCAAUGGCAUACGAACACUGAAAGUGAUUUUCCCUAUUCGAAUCUAACAUGUUUUUUAUUCUUAUUCUCUUCGUCACUGUAGUUACUCAAUUCCAAUCCUUUUUCAAUACAGGUUACCCAAUUAUGUGCAACAAUUUAGAAGAAAAAUCUAAUUACUGCGGUCCUUAUACGUUGAACGAUGUUACGUCGAUCAAACAAGUACAUGUUUAUCUAACAAUAUUGAAUUUCAUCUUCUUAGUCUUUACUGAGUGUCUAAAACUCAAAAAAAACCUGGAAAUAGAAAAUGCACAUAGGGAAUUUGAAAUAUCUAGAAAAUUCCGAAAAUUUUGUGUGAUUUCUAAAAUUUCAAUAUAUUUUCAUUGACUGAUAUAGUGAAUUACUAUCUCUUGUUUUAUGAAUAAUAUGCAAUCGAUAUGUUUCUUCCAAUGGAAGCAUUCUUUCAUCUCGCAGCUACCGCAGAUCUGCUUUUCUAACUGAAGUCUAGUUUUCUAUGAUACAGAUUUUGUUUUAAUUGAACAGUAGAUGAGAUAUUUCACUUGGUGCAAUAGCAUUCGGUCAUCAGAGAAUUUCAUACUUCGUGUAACCAAUUUCAUUCUUAUGCCCAAAACCUUAAUUAUAAUUUUUGAAAUUUGAUCGAAGAUAUCCACCAAUUUAUUAUGUAAAUUUAAAAUACUUUAAAUUUAUUUAGAUUAAAACCUGUUUAAUUAUCUAUAAUCUGUGAUGAAAUAAUUUUAGUUUGCCCAGGACUACGCAAAUGAAAUUAGCUUGUAUAUGGAUGAUUUUGUUUAUACAAAAGAGGUUCAUCAGAGCCCAUCGUUAAAAAUGUUAGUCUCAUUCGCUGAGAAGGAGUUCCACAGAGAAUUCUCCAAGCCACCAACAUACGCCGUUUAUGCACCGGGCUGUGUUAAUUUAUGUGGCGAAAGCGAAGAUUUUAACGAUGGAAAAAUUCUAUCUAUGGUACGAAAUGCUGUAUUUGUAAAGUAACUUUCAUAUAAAAUUAUCUUAUUUUACACAAUCAGAA